CCCUGGAUGCUGCCACGGCCUGAGGUUCCCUGGGCCUACAGAGCCGGUGCAGGGUGGGGGACACAAGGCGUGCUUUGUCGGGAGGGGGAGAGGGUGUGCCAGGUUGGGGGCGGGGCUGCCCAGGGAGGAGGGAGAGCGGCUGCUUUUCAAAGGCGCCUUGUUUGCCGGUGCCCUUCCAGCGCCAGCGGGCGGCGGCGUCUUGGUCACUUCAGCUUUCACCCUGGCUUCGCCACAGGCUCCUGGCAGACCCGGCACUGUGCCCACGCUUAGGGGUGCGCUGCUCUCAGCGAUACCCUCCUAGAACGGCCACGACCCUGAGUGACCCUCUUUUGCCAGACCUUUCCAUCAGCAUCGCCCCCCCCCACCCCGUACCCCUUUUCAUUCUGCUUCACCUAGUCCAGUAUUUUUAUCUUUGGGGGCAAUUAGCACGUCACCCAUCUCAGCUUUCUCCGUUCCGCAGGGCGACCCUACGCCCCCCACCUUUGGGUCGCUAUCUAUAGCUGGGUCUAUAAACACCCCGCCCAGGACUGCUCUGUAAUUACAUGUGGCAGGACGAGGGAGGUAAUUAUGGAGAGCUGAUUACGAGUGGGCGUGGAACGGUCGCCCGUAGGCCCGCCCCUUCUGUCCCACUGUGCCCUGAGUCCCUCCCCGGACUCUUCAUAGGGGCUCUGGGCCCCCAAGGGCAGCUGCCGUGGUGUGAAAGGACUAUAGGAUCAUAAAAGUGAAGGGGCUGAAGAAGAUAUAUUCUGUUCCCACAAAUGCCAUCUGAGGGGGCACGCGAGCUACCUAAUCCCUCCAGGAGUAGGGGUGUACCAUUCCAGGGCUAGCGAGUGAGGAAGGUUUCCAACCCUCACACUCUCCUGCCCAGGUGGAGAUCGGGGUGGGGUUUCCCCUUGGUGGCUGUGGGCGGGCGUCAGGAGGCGGGAGCUGGACCUAGGGGCGGGGGCGAGCUGGGGUCUCUGAGCUGCCAGGGUGGCCAGGGGCACACAGUAGCGGCCACCGAAGAGCAAGCAGCACUGACAAGAAGAGGUGCCCCCACAACGGCACCUUGCUGCAUGGAGCUGGGCCACUGAAAGCUGCUGACAUCCCGGGGUCCUGGUUCCGAGGCUCAGCUGGCUUCUGUCUGCUGUCAGCACCAGGACUGCCUGGGAUCUGGCAUUCUGAGCCAUGGAGCGGUGCAGCCGCUGCCACCGCCUCCUUCUGUUCCUACCUCUGGUGCUGGGUCUGAGCGCUGCCCCGGGAUGGGCAGGUGCUCCCUCUGUGGAUGUGCUUCGUGCCCUGAGGUUCCCCUCCCUUCCCGAUGGUGUUCGGAGAUCAAAAGGGGUCUGUCCGGGUGAUGUGGCUUACCGUGUGGCACGGCCUGCCCAGCUCAGCGCACCCACGCGCCAGCUCUUCCCAGGAGGCUUUCCCAAAGACUUCUCUCUGCUGACGGUUGUCCGGACCCGCCCUGGCCUCCAGGCUCCCCUCUUGACUCUAUACAGCGCCCAGGGAGUCCAGCAGCUGGGCUUGGAGCUCGGCCGCCCUGUCCGCUUUCUCUAUGAGGACCAGAGGGGACGGCCACAAGCCUCCGCUCAGCCCAUCUUCCGAGGCCUCAGCCUAGCAGAUGGCAAAUGGCACCACGUGGCUGUGGCUGUGAAGGGUCAGUCUGUCACUCUCAUUGUGGACUGUAAGAAGCGAGUUACCCGGCCCCUUCCCAGAAGUGUGCAUCCGGUGUUGGACACCCACGGGGUGGUGAUCUUUGGUGCCCACAUCCUCGACGAUGAAGUCUUUGAAGGCGAUGUUCAGGAGCUCCUCGUUGUCCCAGGCGUCCAAGCUGCCUAUCAGUCUUGUGGGCAGAAGGAUCUGGAAUGUGAGAGAGAACAGAGGGACGGCCCUCAGACUCAGAAGCCUCACAGAGCCCAGAGAUCUCCAAAGAAGGAACCAGCAAGACUUCAUAAGCCACAGAGCCAGGAGCCCCAGAAGCAGCCCACUGAGUCUCUCUACUAUGACUACGAACCCCCCUAUUACGAUGUGAUGACUACGGGGACAGCCCCUGAUUAUCAGCGUCCUCAGAGCUCCAACCACAGGGCUCCCCCUUCCCCUAGGGGGCGUCGGACCCCUCCCAGAAAGUCUAACCCUCCUGCCAAGAGGUCAGCAGCCAGGCAGGCGCCCCAAUCACCAGCCCGGAGGCCCUCUCCAGCUGGAGGCUCUGGCAAAGCCCUCGGCCAGCCUCCCCCCUCCCGACACCCAGCUCGACGGGCAGCUUCCCCCACUGCCAGGGCUUCCCCCAGGACCAGAGGCAGCGGUUAUCGGCAGUACCCCACCCCAGGUGAAGAGGAAGGAGUCCUGGAGUCCAGUCCCUUGCCAUUCCUUGAAGAGGAGCAGACAGAUCUUCAGGUCUCCCCAACAGCUGACAGUUUCCAGGCAGAGGAAUAUGGGGAGGGAGGCACAGACUCCCCAGCAGGGUUCUACGAUUACACCUAUGGCUAUGGGGAUGAUUAUCGUGAGGAGACCGAGCUUGGCCCUGCCCUCUCUGCGGAGACAGCUCACUCAGGAGCCGUUGCCCACGGACCCCGGGGGCUAAAGGGAGAGAAGGGAGAGCCUGCAGUGCUGGAGCCUGGUAUGUUUGUAGAGGGACCCCCAGGCCCAGAAGGCCCAGCGGGAUUAGCUGGACCCCCUGGCAUCCAGGGGAACCCAGGCCCGGUUGGAGACCCCGGUGAGAGGGGCCCCCCUGGCCGAGCAGGGCUCCCCGGAUCAGAUGGACCCCCUGGUCCUCCCGGCACAUCUCUGAUGCUUCCAUUCCGGUUUGGCAGUAGUGGGGGUGACAAGGGCCCCGUGGUGGCAGCCCAGGAGGCCCAGGCCCAGGCGAUUCUGCAGCAGGCACGGCUGGCACUCCGUGGGCCCCCUGGCCCCAUGGGUUACACGGGCCGCCCUGGACCAUUGGGUCAGCCUGGGAGCCCUGGCUUGAAGGGAGAAUCUGGAGAUCUGGGCCCACAGGGCCCCAGAGGACCUCAGGGCCUCACAGGUCCUCCUGGCAAGGCUGGACGAAGGGGCCGAGCAGGUGCUGAUGGAGCCCGUGGGAUGCCGGGAGAACCUGGCAUGAAGGGUGACCGAGGUUUCGACGGACUUCCAGGGCUACCUGGCGAGAAGGGACAAAGGGGUGAUACAGGUGCUCAGGGCCUUCCUGGGCCUCCUGGUGAGGACGGAGAGAGGGGUGAUGAUGGAGAGAUUGGGCCACGGGGGCUGCCUGGAGAGUCGGGACCUAGAGGACUCCUUGGCCCUAAAGGCCCGCCUGGUAUUCCUGGGCCGCCGGGAGUCCGAGGCAUGGACGGUCCCCACGGCCCCAAAGGGAGCUUGGGACCUCAAGGAGAGCCAGGACCUCCUGGACAACAGGGUACUCCUGGGGCCCAGGGCCUCCCCGGACCUCAGGGAGCCAUCGGUCCUCAUGGAGAGAAGGGUGCUCGUGGGAAACCAGGCCUCCCUGGCAUGCCUGGAUCAGAUGGACUCCCGGGUCACCCAGGGAAGGAAGGUCCCCCUGGAACCAAAGGGAACCAGGGCCCGUCCGGACCACAGGGUCCUCUAGGAUACCCAGGCCCUCGAGGCGUCAAGGGUGUGGAUGGAAUUCGGGGCCUGAAGGGCCACAAGGGUGAAAAGGGCGAGGACGGCUUUCCUGGGUUCAAAGGUGACAUAGGAGUGAAAGGAGACAGGGGCGAGGUUGGAGUCCCUGGUUCCAGGGGCGAAGACGGCCCUGAAGGGCCAAAAGGGCGCACUGGACCUACAGGAGACCCUGGACCCACUGGGCUCAUGGGCGAGAAGGGCAAGCUAGGUGUUCCUGGUCUGCCUGGCUAUCCUGGACGCCAGGGCCCCAAGGGAUCUCUGGGUUUCCCUGGUUUUCCUGGAGCCAGUGGAGAGAAGGGAGCUCGGGGCCUGUCUGGGAAAUCAGGACCUCGGGGAGAACGGGGCCCCACGGGUCCAAGGGGUCAGCGGGGACCUCGAGGUGCCACUGGGAAAUCUGGAGCUAAGGGAACAUCAGGUGGUGACGGUCCCCACGGGCCACCCGGAGAGAGGGGUCUUCCUGGACCUCAAGGCCCCAAUGGAUUUCCUGGCCCCAAAGGCCCUCCGGGCCCUGCAGGGAAGGAUGGGCUGCCGGGACACCCCGGCCAGAGAGGAGAAGUGGGAUUCCAAGGAAAGACCGGCCCACCAGGCCCGCCCGGAGUGGUGGGACCUCAGGGAACAGCUGGAGAAAGUGGUCCCAUGGGAGAGAGAGGUCACUCUGGCCCCCCAGGACCUCCUGGAGAGCAAGGAUUGCCUGGAACAUCUGGGAAAGAAGGGACCAAGGGUGACCCUGGUCCUCCUGGGGCCCCAGGGAAGGAUGGUCCUGCUGGUCUGAGAGGCUUCCCAGGAGAGCGAGGCCUUCCAGGCACUGCUGGUGGACCCGGCUUGAAAGGAAAUGAAGGUCCAGCUGGCCCUCCUGGCCCUGCAGGCUCUCCUGGCGAGCGAGGUGCAGCAGGAUCAGGGGGCCCCAUUGGUCCCCCGGGACGUCCAGGCCCACAAGGUCCCCCUGGAGCAGCAGGAGAGAAAGGCGUACCGGGCGAGAAAGGCCCUAUUGGUCCCACUGGUCGUGAUGGGGUGCAGGGCCCCGUGGGGCUUCCUGGUCCUGCAGGACCCCCAGGCGUGGCUGGAGAGGAUGGAGACAAGGGUGAAGUGGGAGACCCUGGACAGAAGGGAACCAAAGGAAACAAGGGUGAACAUGGCCCUCCUGGACCUCCUGGUCCCAUCGGGCCUGUGGGGCAACCUGGAGCUGCGGGAGCUGAUGGUGAGCCUGGAGCUCGGGGACCCCAGGGACACUUUGGAGCCAAAGGUGAUGAAGGAACAAGAGGGUUCAAUGGACCCCCGGGACCCAUCGGCCUACAGGGCCUGCCAGGACCCUCUGGGGAGAAAGGAGAAACAGGAGACGGGGGGCCUAUGGGACCCCCUGGCCCUCCAGGACCUCGAGGCCCCGCUGGACCCAAUGGUGCUGAUGGCCCACAAGGUUCCCCUGGAGGUGUUGGAAACUUGGGUCCCCCUGGAGAAAAGGGUGAACCGGGGGAGUCAGGGUCUCCAGGCGUCCAGGGCGAGCCGGGCGUCAAGGGACCACGUGGAGAGCGUGGUGAGAAAGGAGAGUCUGGGCAGGCGGGAGAGGCUGGACCACCGGGGCCCAAAGGCCCUACAGGCGACAAUGGCCCCAAGGGGAACCCUGGUCCUGUUGGCUUUCCUGGGGACCCUGGCCCCCCUGGAGAAGCUGGCCCACGGGGCCAGGAUGGUGCUAAGGGAGACCGAGGCGAGGAUGGCGAGCCAGGACAACCUGGAUCCCCUGGUCCCACCGGGGAGAAUGGGCCCCCUGGACCCCUUGGAAAGCGGGGACCUGCUGGCACUCCUGGUCCAGAAGGACGGCAAGGAGAGAAGGGAGCUAAGGGGGACCCUGGUGCUGUGGGGGCCCCGGGAAAGACAGGCCCUGUGGGUCCUGCAGGCCUAGCAGGAAAGCCCGGCCCCGAUGGUCUUCGGGGGCUCCCGGGUUCAGUGGGUCAGCAAGGCCGCCCUGGAGCCACAGGCCAGGCUGGGCCCCCAGGUCCUGUGGGACCCCCAGGGCUUCCUGGCCUCCGGGGUGAUGCUGGAGCCAAGGGGGAAAAGGGUCACCCAGGUCUCAUCGGACUGAUUGGGCCGACUGGAGAGCAAGGCGAGAAGGGCGACCGUGGCCUCCCUGGACCUCAGGGCUCACCCGGACAGAAGGGAGAGACGGGUAUCCCAGGAGCAUCUGGCCCCAUCGGUCCUGGAGGGCCUCCUGGCCUGCCUGGACCCUCUGGCCCCAAAGGAGCCAAAGGAGCCACAGGCCCAGCUGGACCCAAGGGAGAGAAGGGUGUCCAGGGCCCUCCAGGACACCCGGGCCCCCCGGGAGAGGUGAUCCAGCCACUGCCCAUCCAGAUGCCCAAGAAGACCCGCCGUUCCGUGGACGGAAGCAAACUGAUACAGGAUGAGGAGGCUGUGCCCACUGGCGGUGCUCCGGGCAGUCCUGCGGGGCUGGAGGAGAUCUUUGGCUCACUGGACUCUCUGCGGGAGGAGAUCGAGCAGAUGAGGAGGCCGGCGGGGACCCAGGACAGCCCUGCUCGCACCUGCCAGGACUUGAAGCUGUGCCACCCGGAGCUUCCUGAUGGAGAGUACUGGGUUGACCCUAACCAGGGCUGUGCUCGGGAUGCCUUCCGGGUGUUCUGCAACUUCACAGCAGGAGGGGAGACGUGUGUCACACCCAGGGAUGACGUCACACAGUUCUCCUACGUGGACUCCGAGGGCUCCCCAGUGGGCGUGGUCCAGCUCACCUUCCUGCGGCUGCUCAGCGUCUCUGCCCACCAGGAUGUCUCCUACCCUUGCUCUGGAGUAUCCCAGGAUGGUCCCCUGAAACUCCGAGGGGCCAACGAGGAUGAGCUGAGCCCUGAGACCAGCCCUUAUGUCAAGGAGUUCAGAGAUGGCUGUCAGACCCAGCAAGGCCGGACGGUGUUGGAGGUGCGCACGCCUGUACUGGAGCAGCUGCCCGUGCUGGAUGCCUCCUUCGCAGACCUGGGGGCCCCCACAAGACGGGGAGGGGUGCUUCUGGGGCCUGUCUGCUUCAUGGGCUAGGCCUGUCUCUGACGCUGUCAACCAAAACCAGGUCUAGCUGGAGUCACACAGCACGGACUCCAUGUCACCUCUCGUGAGGAUCUCUCAUCGUCUAGAGGGCCUUGGGCCAGGCAGGCAUCUCAAGCCUCAAGUCAGGCAGCACACGGGGCUGGGGUGAACCAGGGGGUGCCGGGAUAGCCCAGGGGGAGGGUGGUACCUGGGCCUCCAGCUCUCCCACUUAUGACCCAUUAGAGAGCUGAGACCUUUAUUUAAAACACUUCCCUGUCACCCCAAAUAAGUGGAAGAGAAAGGACACUGUGUAUUUUGUAUUUAAAAAAAUAAUUAUAUUAAUUAUUUAAAGAGUGGAAGAACAAAGUAACAAAGAAGAUAAAGAGAGAAAUGCCAAAAAUCCCAGCAGAUAUUGGGGGCAGGUGCUGCAAGGGUGGGCGGGCAGUCCAUCCUCCAUUCAGGGUUUCCCUAGUGCCUGUGGGUGUGGCUUCCUAAAAUGAACCCCUCCUUCCUCUCCUUCCACCUGGGGCACUAAGAAUGCUGGAACAUGGUCUCCCCUGCUUCAGGACUCCAGCCCUCUUUCCCCAGAGUCUAAGCUCUGUGACACAUGUGUCCCUGGGAGGAAUGACCUGUUACUUAAGACCAGGCCGCUCCUUGAAGGGAGACCAGACCAGAGGGCUGUGCAGGACCUGCCUCUGGCGGGUUAUGGAGAUACUGAAGUUCUGCCAGUGGCUCUGAGCCACUGUCCUGGCCACACCUCCUCACCUUCCCUGAUUCUGGAAAGAAAGCUAAGGUCUAGCCUAUGGCCAGAAGGGACUCCCAGGACCCCUCUAGCCCUAUGCCCAACGUCCCUGCUGACUGACGGUUAAACAAUGUGAUUGUCUCCUC
This is a messenger RNA of Mus musculus (house mouse), 7506 nucleotides long. It is a transcript of the gene Col11a2, whose product is annotated as collagen, type XI, alpha 2. Bases 1168 to 6630 code for a protein of 1820 amino acids. Gene Ontology annotation, cellular component: extracellular region. Gene Ontology annotation, biological process: cartilage development; sensory perception of sound; collagen fibril organization. Gene Ontology annotation, molecular function: extracellular matrix structural constituent. The transcript is spliced from 67 exons. The record is from RefSeq and is a predicted model, not a curated record. Lineage: Eukaryota; Metazoa; Chordata; Mammalia; Rodentia; Muridae.